Molecule: messenger RNA, 7375 nt
Organism: Meriones unguiculatus (Mongolian gerbil)
Lineage: Eukaryota; Metazoa; Chordata; Mammalia; Rodentia; Muridae
Product: protocadherin beta-6-like
Exons: 1
Coding region: 300-2639 (779 amino acids)
Biological process (GO): homophilic cell-cell adhesion
Cellular component (GO): plasma membrane
Molecular function (GO): calcium ion binding
Source: RefSeq, a predicted model, not a curated record
UUAAACACAGCAGGGCUGGAACUGCGAACAAAAUGUACAUUAUGUGCAACACUAGAAUAGUACACACGGUGGCGCUGCAGUCUAAGGAUUUGUAUAACAGGGGUCUCCCAGGAUGCCCAGGACGCCAUUCCUGGGAAUCAAAAGGCUGGGUGUUCCCUGAAAGGAGGGGGCAUUUACGUAAGAUCUGGGGGAAAGGACUCCUGAAAACAAUUCAGUAGGAUUUAAUUCGCGAUUAUUUCACCAAACCAUCUGUGUGGAUUGAUUCAACAAGAUUUAGAAGCAGCGUCCUCUGGAUCGCAAUGGAGGCAGCACCAGCAAAAACGCCAGAGACAAGGCAAGUUGUUUUUCUCACUAUGUUGUUGCUAUGGCGGGGAUAUGGCUCUGAGGCAAUUCGAUAUUCCAUGCCAGAAGAGACUGAGAGUGGCUACUUGGUGGCUAACCUGGCAAAAGAUCUGGGGCUCAGGGCAGGGGAACUGGCCACUAGAGGGGCUCGAAUCCAUCACAGAGGAAGCAAAGAGCACUUGCAGCUGGAUGCUGAGACUGGGAUUCUGUUCUUGAAGGAGAAACUAGACCGCGAGGUGCUGUGUGGGGAGACAGAUCCCUGUGUGCUGCACUUCCAGGUCAUUCUGGAAAACCCUGUGCAGUUCCUUCAAAUGGACCUGCAGCUCACAGACAUAAACGACCAUUCUCCAGAAUUUCCUCACAAGGAAAUGCUCCUAAAAAUUCAAGAAAGUGCCCAUCCAGGCACUGUGUUUCCUCUGAAGGCAGCUGAGGACCCUGACAUAGGGAGCAAUGCUGUUCAGAACUACACAGUCAGCCCCAACCUCCAUUUCCACGUUGUUACUCACAGUCGCCCAGAUGGCAGCAAAAACCCAGAGCUGGUGCUGGACAGAGCCCUGGACAGGGAGGAGCAGCCUGAGCUCACUUUAACCCUCACUGCUCUGGAUGGGGGGACCCCUCCCAGGUCUGGGACCACCACAGUGCGCAUUGAGGUGGUGGACAUCAAUGAUAAUGCCCCCCAGUUUGUACAGUCGCUUUAUGAGGUGCAGGUCCCUGAGAACAGCCCCCUCAAUGCCUUGGUUGUCAGGGUCUCUGCCACAGACUUAGAUGCUGGGAUACAUGGUGAUGUAUCCUACUCUCUGUUCCAAGGUGGUAGAGCAUCUCAACCAUUUGUAAUAGAUGAAACCACAGGAGAAAUCCGUCUUAAAAGGGCAUUGGAUUUUGAGACAACUCCAUAUUACAACAUGGAAAUUGUGGCCACAGACCCUGGAGGCCUUUCAGGCAAAUGCAGUGUAGCUAUACAGGUGGUGGAUGUGAAUGACAAUGCCCCUAAACUCACCAUAUCGUCGCUCACUAGCUCCAUCCCAGAAAACACUCCUGAUGCUGUAGUUGUUGUUUUCAGUGUUUCUGACCCAGAUUCUGGAGAUAAUGGAAGGAUGGUGUGUUCUAUUCCGAACGAACUUCCAUUUCUUUUGAAGCCAACUUUUGAGAAUUAUUACACUUUAGUGACAGAGGGGCCACUGGACAGAGAGAGCAGAGCUGAGUACAACAUCACCAUCACUGUCUCCGACAUGGGCACACCCAGGCUCACAACCCAGCACACCAUAACAGUGCAGGUGUCCGACAUCAACGACAAUGCCCCCGCCUUCACCCAAUCCUCCUACACCCUGUCUGUCCGCGAGAACAACAGCCCUGCCCUGCACAUAGGCACCAUCAGAGCCACAGACUCAGACUCUGGCUCCAAUGCCCACAUCACCUACUCGCUGCUGCCGCCCGAUGACCCGCAGCUGUCUCUCAACUCUCUAGUCUCCAUCAAUGCAAAUAAUGGGCAGCUGUUCGCGCUCAGGGCGCUGGACUAUGAGGUCAUGCAGAACUUCGAGUUCCGCGUGGCCGCCUCAGACCAAGGCUCCCCUGCACUCAGCAGCCAGGCGCUGGUGCGCGUGCUGGUGCUGGAUAACAAUGACAAUGUGCCCUUCGUGCUCUACCCUCUGCAGAACGCCUCUGUGCCCUGCACUGAGCUGCUGCCCAGGGCAGCGGAGCCUGGCUACCUGGUCACCAAGGUGGUGGCAGUGGACCGCGACUCUGGCCAGAAUGCCUGGCUGUCAUUCCAGCUGCUCAAGGCCACGGAGCCAGGGCUGUUCAGCGUGUGGGCGCACAAUGGCGAGGUACGCACCACCAGGCUGCUGAGUGAGCGCGAUGCCCCCAAGCACAGGCUGCUGCUGCUGGUCAGGGACAAUGGCGAUCCUCAGCGCUCUGCCAGUGUCACUCUGCAUGUGCUGCUGGUGGAUGGCUUCUCCCAGCCCUACCUGCCUCUGCCAGAGGUGGCGCUCGACCCCACAAAUGAAGAUGAGGUGCUCACACUCUAUCUGGUCAUAGCCUUGGCAUCUGUGUCUUCUCUCUUUCUCUUGUCUGUUCUGCUAUUCGUGGGGGUGAGGCUGUGCAGGAGAACCAGGGCAGCGUCUCUUGGUGUUUGCUCUUUGCCUGAGGGAAAUUUUCCUGGCCACCUGGUGGAUGUCAGUGGCACUGGGACCUUGUCUCAGAGCUACCAGUAUGAGGUGUGUCUGACUGAAGACUCUGGGGCCACAGAUUUUAAAUUCCUGAACCCCUUUAGUCCUAAUAAUCUGUUUCAGGACCCCUAGCUAAAUUUCUGUGUCAGGAAGACCUGGGAUUCGAUAAAUGAAUCAGAAUUUGUUUCUUGGUUAUUGUUAUUUUGCAUUCAAUAAUCUUUUCUUGCCACAUUAUAUUUCCAAGGUUUUUUUUUUUUAUUAUUUCAUUAUUUCUAAUGGUGAAUUUUCCUUUUUUGGUUCUGUGUUUCCUAUUUUAUCAAUCCAACUUUAAUGCAUCAUUUCCUUUCACUAAAUUUGGAGGAGAAUAAAUAACUUUUGGUUGUGUUUCUAUGGUCAUUUCAAAUAGUUCUUGGGAAUAAUUUCUUCCUCUGCCUUUAUAACUAUAUUUGGAAAUUCACCCUCCUCAAAUUGUAUUGUUUUGAGGCUGGGCCCAUAACUUGCUAAGUUGUAUUCACUUUGUUUUUCACUUCACUGCUGUAUAUUAACUGUUCAAAGUACAGUGUUCUUUGUGACAUUUUCAGAGAUGUACAUACCACCCUUGGUAACAUUCACCUACUAUUACCUUCCAUAUUCCUGAUGUUUUCUUUCCAUCACACUCUUGAAUGCCCAUCUUGCUUUCAUGUGUUUCUUGUAUUAGAGUGUAUUUAGCUAAAUGACCUGAAAUUUCAUAUAUGAUCCUGAAAAACGACAAUUUUGUUCUUCUUUUUGCCUGAGAAAAGCAACUUCAUUGCAUAUGCAUGUGUUUUUCUCACCCACACUUCUGUUAUAGUGAAGCAGCUUUGUCUAUAGCUAAUGAGGUGUGAGCAUAAGGUACAUUCAUCUGACAUAUUUUUAUAUGUUUUGUACACGUAUGACAGUGGAGAGUUUAUUAUUUUCUGCUGACUUCCAAAAUAGUAUUUUAAGGUUUUAUUUGCUUACAGACAAGCCAAAACGGCCACUAAAAUGUACCGGACAUAAUCUUUCUUGACCUAAGGCUUUGUGAGACACGAGUGUUCGUCUAUUCUGUAUAAGGAGGUGUUUAAUGAAGCAUGUUGUGAGAUGAUCAUUUGAUUUGUAAAUGCUGGAUGUAAAUGAGGGUAUGUUAAACUUUCAACAAAAUAUGCAGAUGAAUGCCUUAUAAGUGUUUCAGUCUUUUAUUAUUAAUACUUACUUGACAUAACUAAGGUGACUCAGGAGAAACGAUUUUGUUGAGUCUUAUCAAUGGAUUCCUUUCUUCUUAUUUCCAUCUGUCAUGAUGUAGCAUUAUUUGGGGAUGAAUACUGUCAACUCACAGUAGUAUUGCACCUACAACGUUGUAGUUAAAUGGUGUACUAAUAUAGUAAUUUAUAAUUGGAAAAACAGUAACAUUGAGGAAGUUUAAAUUUUCUUCACCUGAAAAGAACAUGUCAAAACAACCAGAAUCACAAAAUACGGCUUUUUUUGAGUGAAACUUAGGAAAAAGAACUUUCACAGAAACCAUUCGUUGAAUUUAUUUAAAAAUAUGUUUUCAUAUUUUAUCAUUCAGAUAUAUUAAUAUUUAAUACUUGAAAGUCAUUGUUUAAAGACAAAUAAUAGAACUUAUCAAACAUUGAAGAGUUUGGGAAACCCCAGAAAGACAAGAAUUUAAGGUGGAUAUGUCCUCAAUCAGCAAUAAGUGUAGUUGUAUCUUUAGACUCAUAUUUAAGUGCUUGAAGAACUGGGAGAACCACUUUCCAUGCAGGAAGGUCCCCAAUACCAAAAACAUUAUGUACAUGAUAAUUGAAAGCAUGAAUUCUGAAUAAUCAGAGAAAAAAUCUUUCCAAGUUCAGCCUAAAUACUUUGUAUAAAAAUUUUUAAUUGGAUUUUUAUCAUUUUCUACUUACCUUUAUUUUCACAGAAAUUAUGUCAUUAAUAUAAGACAAUUAUUUUUGAAAGGCACUACACCGUAUGAAAUCAGACUAAAAUAGGAAGGGCUGAUCAUCCAUUUACAACUUGAAAACAAAAUAUGAGAUUCUGUCAGUAAGGUGCACCUGUGUGUAUGUGUGUGUGUGUGUGUGUGUUCAAGAACUGGGGCCUAAGGUAUACAAGACAUGCAUUCUAUCACAAAGCUAAAACCCCAACUCCAGACUCUAUUAGAAAUUGAAUUUGACAUAGCCAAUCUUUAUGUUACCCCUAUACAUUUGGAAAAAGUAGGCAGAAAAUUUCCAAGCCAAAGAGAUAACCUGGACUGAAUUUGAAGACAAAGAACAACCAGUCUUGAUUCAAAACAGUUUUUGUUUUCUGGCAGUUAGAAAUAAUUUAUCCAUUUAUUUGAAUUGCUUUCCAAAACCAUUGCUAUUACUUAUUUCUUGAGAUAACUUCUUAUUCAGUUCUGUCUGUGUAGCCUAGACUGGCCUCCAAGUCUGCUACUAAAGCCUGGGAUUACAGCUGUACCACUAUGCCUUGUUCCCAGGACCUCUUUACAUGGAGAUUUUACUAAGUGCAGGACUCAGGGGAGAUGCUAUGUGUAUAGCAGUAACUACUGGUGCACUUUGGGGCAUUUACAAACUGCAAGUCUGACGUCAGUAAAAGAGACGACUUUGUCUAUCAAUUCUCUUGUGACAAGUUUACUAAUGUACAAACUGACAUUACCGAUAUUUCAAUUUUUGAAGAAGAAAUAAAAUUAAAGUUUUGAAUCCCCUUACUCCUAAAUAACUUCAGUAAACUCUAAAUAAUCUGAAAAUGCUCUUUUGGUUUUAUCCAUAGCUGAGCUUGUAGCACAUCAUUCAAUGCUUCACUCAAAGCGACUGUUCGAUUUGCGUUAUUGAAUAAUUGAAAAUGAAUGACUGAAUAUCUAUCAAUGAACUUGAAAUCCAUAAACUUUCUGAGGCCAUAAAAAUUAUCUCAAACUUGUCUACUUGUCAUCAAAUUCAAAAGAACUAUCCUUAUUCAGAAAAGGGAACAACCAUUUAAUUUUGUCAGAAUAAUACCAAUCCCUAUGGAGCCACUGAAAACUCAGAGAACUGUAAAAUGAUACAUUAGUCUCUAAUUUAGUUACAUAGUGAGCUUAUUCAUGUCUUUGAUCCUAGUGACUGGGAGAGUUUAAAUGCAAGAUAUUUCUGUUCACCCAAUUAAUUGCCAGAAAUCUCUAUUUAAAUUCUAUGGUCUCUAACUGGUUCUUCUAUUGACCUCAGUUAUUGUUUACAGCAUAAAAAUUAAAGAAAAAUUUCAAGGGGCUGGAGAGAUGGCUCAGAGGUUAGGAGCACUGGCUCCUCUUCCAGAGGUCCUGAGUUCAAUUCCCAGCAACUGCAUGGCGGCUCACAACCAUCUCUAAUGAAAGCUGGUGCCCUCUUCUGGCAUUGAGGUAUACAUGCAGGCAGAACACUGUAUAUAUAAUCAAAUAAAUAAAUCUUUAAAAAAAAAAGAAAAAGAAAAAUUUCGAGAUCGAUCCCACCACUUGCCUGCAAAUUUCAUGAUUUCCUUGUUUUAAAUUGCUGAGUAGUAUUCCAUUGUGUGAAUGUACCACAGUUUCUACUGAGGGACAUCUGGGUUGUUUCCAGGUUCUGGCUAUUACAAACAAGGCUGCUACAAACAUGGUCGAGCAAAUGCCCUUGUUGUGUACUUGAGCAUCUUUUGGAUAUAUGCCUAGGAAUGGUAUAGCUAGAUCUUGAGGAAUCACUAUUCCUAAUUGUCUGAGAAAACACCAGAUUGAUUUCCAAAGUGGUUGUACAAGUUUAUAUUCCCACCAGCAAUGGAGGAAGGUUUCUCUUUCUCUACGUACUCUACAGCAUGUGUUGUCACUUGAGUUUUUGAUCUUAGCCAUUCUGAUGGAGGUAAGGUUAAAUCUCAGGGUUGUUUUGAUUUGCAUUUCCCUCGCAGCUAAAAAUGUUGAGCAUUUCUUUAAGUGUUUCUCAACCAUUCUAUAUUCCUCUACAAAGAAUUCUCUGUUUAACUCUGUACCCCAUUUUAAAUUGGAUUACUUGAUUUGUUGCUUUUUAACUUCUUAAGUUCUUUAUAUAUUCUGGAUAUUAGCCCUCUGUCAGAUAUCAGUUUUGUGCAGGGUGAUAAAUAUGUAUCUAUUUGCAUUUUCUCCAUGUAGACAUCCAGUUAGGCCAGCCCCAUUUGUUGAAGAUGCUACAUCACCUUCAGUUUCUACAAAGUUAUCAAUUUAAAAAAAUUUAAUUAUUUUCUUAAAAACCCACAUUUCAAUUUCAAUAAUUAUAAUUACACAGUAGUUUUGUUAUGUGUAAUGAUGGACCCCUCAGAAAAAGCUCAUAACACAUCUCAACACUAAAUUUUCAGUACAUAUGAGUUUUGUUACCCAAAAGUGUCAAGCAGGGGCAGGGGCUGACUCUGUAUUGAGCAAAUGCAAACAGCAAACAUCAGAUGUUUCCGUAGGAGUAGGAUUUUAAGGAGAAAGGGGGAUGGAAGUAUUGUUGGGAUGACUUGCUAUGUCCUGGUUGGACUCAUUAGCCAAAUGAUGAAUUUUGAUAGUUAGACCUUGGUUUUUGUCCCAGGCAUGAGCUAGUGGCCAAAUAAGAGAAUAGACCUUGGGAUCUAGUUUUAAGAAUGCACUCUAACAACAGCUCAGGCUCUAAGAUCAACAAUUAAUAAAGGGGACCUCUUGAAACUGAAAAGCUUAUUUAAGGCAAAGGACACUGUUGAUAUAAUGUUCUUGUGGAAUGUAUACACAUUUUACCCUUGUUCCUUAAAAUGUUUAUUACUCUACCCCACGAUCUGGUUUCAAUCCUGACAUUGCAUUGUGUUGUUUAUUCCUAGCAUCACCUGUCUCAAAUUUGUGUAUAAUGCCACCAUUUGUUAUCUGUGUUGCCAAUAAAAACAACCAGCCAAUGCUGAGCAAGGAAGAAAAU